Messenger RNA from Sturnus vulgaris (Common starling), 3332 nucleotides. It is a transcript of the gene PRELID3B, whose product is annotated as PRELI domain containing 3B. Lineage: Eukaryota; Metazoa; Chordata; Aves; Passeriformes; Sturnidae. Gene Ontology annotation, cellular component: mitochondrial intermembrane space. The record is from RefSeq and is a predicted model, not a curated record.
GGGCCCGCGGAGCCCAGCGGCGGCAGCGGCUGCGGAGCGCGCCCGGGCCGGGCCCCGCAGCCAUGAAGAUCUGGACCUCGGAGCACGUGUUCGAUCACCCGUGGGAAACUGUGAUGACAGCUGCCAUGAGGAAAUACCCCAACCCCAUGAACCCCAGCGUGGUGGGAGUCGAUGUCCUGGACAGACACGUGGAUCCCAGCGGGAAGCUGCACAGCCACAGGCUCCUGAGUACAGAGUGGGGAAUCCCAUCCAUUGUGAAAUCGCUCAUCGGCAACUGCAGGACAAGGACAUAUGUGCAGGAGCACUCUGUUGUUGACCCUGUGAAAAAAACAAUGGAGCUUAAGUCCUGUAAUAUUUCAUUUACAAACCUCGUGUCGGUAGAUGAAAGGCUUGUCUAUAAACCGCACCCUCAUGAACCACACAAAACCAUUUUGACACAAGAAGCAAUAAUAUCUGUAAAAGGUGUCAGUCUCAGCAGUUACCUAGAAGGGCUAAUGGCAAACACGAUUUCUUCUAAUGCUAAAAAAGGCCGUGAAGCAUUGGAAUGGGUAAUUAAAAGACUGAAUGCUGAAAUUGAAGAAUUUGCAGCUUCAGCAAGAGGAACCAUGAGGAAUUCAAUGGCAGCAGCAGCAUUUGUAGAGAAAUGAUGAUAAUUCUUAGACCUGCAUCACUAAUGAGGCUUAACGACCUGCAGCUUCUCUCCUGGCCUAAAUACAUGUAUCCUUUGUUAUUUAAAGGAUGUGUGUAUUAGGCAUGUUAUAAAUUUCAUCUGGAGAAAAGCUGAAUUUUUACCAAGGCUGAGGCUCAAAGGCUAUUUAAUAUAUUGGGUCAGCUGGACCGAAUUGUGGUUACAGAUGAAGAAAUAAAUGUCAAGUGUAGUUCCUGUAUUUACAUGAACAAUAACUUAUAAUGUUUGCAGAUAUGAAAUAGCCUCAUUUAGUGGUGAGGCUGCAUAUGGUGGAGGACACUGGCAUGUUAGGCUAACUUUUAUUUUUUUCUGUGACUUAUGGACUACCUCUUUUGGGACCAAGCCCAAAAUUAAGCAGAAUGGUUGUUCCAGCAUUGUUCUUUUUGUUGAUUUUUGACAGUUGUGUGACACAACUUGGUUUAACAGAAAGCUUAUUACUUGAUGCUUGAAAUAUAAAAGAAUGUACAAAAUAUUUUUUGAUAAGCUUUUUAACUUGACUGGUUGAACUAACACGGUACUCAGAUGGUUUUUCAGUUUAGUCACUGUAGGUAAAACAUCAAAACAUCUCACCUACCUACCAAGACCUAAAUCCUGCUCCUAAAUGCAACAUUAAUGAGCUGGGCAUGCAGUACCUUAAAAUCAAAUUUUAUCUUUAACUCCUGCAAUAAGUAUCUCCAUUUCUAAAAGCCCAUUACAUACAGGUACACUAAGCAUGGAGCCUUAAAAAUCUUGUAAGCUGCUACAGUAGUAGGUGUUCAGUUCAAAGAACCAAUCAAAGACUAAAAAAACCUUUGUGAAGGUGGCUGAGGAGAUACCUAAACAUAAGAGGAAGUAGCAUUUAACAAUAUACUCAUUAACUUGAUCACAGUCCAGAAAUAACACGCUCCAUCCACUGGAUAUUGUGUUGUUCUUUACUUUAACGAGUGCUCUGAGUUCCACAUCCCUUUACCCUUUGAACCGAUUUGCUCACAGUACAAGGCUCUUUGUAUUCUCAAGGGUUUCACUUGGUGUUCUCCAGUCUCUGUUUCCUGGUACUCGUUGCAGGUUCUUGGUACUGUCACCAGUCAUUCUGUGCACAAAGGUCAGCCCUUGGCAGUGCCAUGGUGUGCCAGUCUGCGGGUAGUCCUGGGCACCUCACAGGGACUCUGUCCCACCAGAGUCCUUCAGUGUGAACAGAAAAAGGCAAAGGCACAGCCCAGAAGUAGCUGAGAUGGUAUUUUGGUGCCCAAGGCUUUUCCUGGAAUUUUGAUUCUAAGCUUACAAGUGGUUUCAAAAGACUCUCUUAGCCUUUAUGAACUAUAAUGUCACCCAGCCCAGCAUAUUUGAUUUUGCAUGCCAUUUCUGUUUUAUCAAAUUGCCUUUUAAGUAGUGUAUGCUAUAUAGAGAACCAGAGCUUAUUUUAACAAACAAGAACACUUCCAUAAGGUUUUGUGUUGGGGGAAGAAAACAGGAAUAUAAAUAUAUAACUUUUAAAAAUUAACUAUUCUAAACAGAGUAUUUUUCUAAACAGAAAUGGUUUGAGACUACCUUACUAAUUUAAGUCAUUGAGGUUUGCCAUACUUUUACAGGAGAUUAUUACAACUGAAAUAACAUUUCAAUUUUUAAAAUGUAUGUGAAACUUCUGCAAAACUGUACCAUCAUUUCUGAUAAAAAUUCUUAGCUUGAAACUCAUUUUAUGUUUGUUCAGCCAUUAGCAUCAUUUGUUAUUUUCAAGUCAGUUUUUUCAUUUCCAAAUUUUUCUGCACUAAGGACUGCAUAGUGGAACUCACAGUUUGGCCUUGCACUGAAAAAAACUGUUUCGUUCUUACAGGCAUUCAACAACUUCUUGAAAGACAAUGCAUUUCUUUCUUCUGUUUUAUUUAUAUGCCUGCAUUCUCAUUCUGUCAGAGUAUGGCUUUCUGUAUGUGGCGCUUUUUAAAUAAAAUUUUGUUUCAGUUCUAGCUAAUGCCUGAAACUUUCUGGUCUAGUUGUGUUUUAGAACUAUGAGGUGAAUAAUCUAAAAUGAGAGGGGUGAAGAAAUCCCUGGAGUGAGUGACUUCUUUUCUUGAAAUGCAUAUCCUAAAAUGCACAUUUACAGCUGCUGUGGUCUUUUUUAUUUCUUAAUAACUCAACUUUUCUGCAAAUCUGGCUUUAACUAGCAACCAGAUUUCACAGUUUGCUGUGGAGAAUCCAUCCUGUGGAAGGAUUUUCAGUCUGCUUGGGCUGUGAUUUGUGUUCAGAUUCACUGCAGUGAGUGUGGGUUGCUGUGGAUGAACACAGCACUGCUGUGAGAGGGGCAGUGCAGUGAAGUUCUGGGGUUAGAAGGAAUGGAGGAUGUGGGGAAGGGAAAGCAGCUGGAGCUGGAGGAACAGAACUGAAGGACCAGGAGAAAAGAAUUUUUUAAAAAGGGGAAGGGGACACGGGAAGUGGAGGGGCAGAGGUGGAAGAAUGUGAUGAAAUCAGUGCUGUGGGCUUUGAGAGAUCCCUGCCCUCCAAAGGGUGUCAGCACCUGUUCAGCCACACAGCAGUGAACUACAAGUGCCAGCCAGGGGUUUGCUUCAAAAACUGAAAAAUGGUAACCACCAUUUCCUUCAACAUUGCUGAUCUGUCUCUUGUGGUCUGUACUUGCAUUUAUAUUUCCAAUAAAUGUCAUAUAUAAACCUGA